AUGUCUACCACCGCCGUCGAAACCAUAAUGUCGGAGGUCCAACUCACGAUCGAGACGUCGGUCGAUGUCGAUCGCUCUCCAACCGAGGAGGAGAGCUUCUCUUCUGACGAAAGCGACGCCAGCUCCGACGAGGGCGAGGGCAGCUACGAGUCCGACAACGAGCUCGAGAAGGCCAAGGCGCCGAUGCGCAAGUUGUUCUCUGAGGACCUAUGUCUGCAAAAAGUGCUUGAAUUGAGUUCUUUACUACUGCUAUAUACUAUACAACUGCCAAAUGUUUUGCUGUCAAUGGUUAUAGAGCGAGAAGCGAAGAAUUUUUAUAUAUACUGGUGA
Messenger RNA from Aspergillus melleus, 330 nucleotides. RefSeq lists its product as uncharacterized. Lineage: Eukaryota; Fungi; Ascomycota; Eurotiomycetes; Eurotiales; Aspergillaceae. The coding region runs from base 1 to 330 and encodes 109 amino acids. The record is from RefSeq and is a predicted model, not a curated record. The transcript has 2 exons.